Molecule: messenger RNA, 612 nt
Organism: Trichoderma asperellum CBS 433.97
Lineage: Eukaryota; Fungi; Ascomycota; Sordariomycetes; Hypocreales; Hypocreaceae
Source: RefSeq, a predicted model, not a curated record
AUGGGUAAAAAUGACUUUUGGCGAUUUGGCUGGUGGCAUGUAGUAUUAGCGCGCACAGUAACUACUAAACUACCUCGAUCUUUUUUUGCCAGGCCCGGCAAAUGUAACAUUUCGUUUUUUGGAGUACGGAGCACGAUCCGUAUGAAGGUGUUGGAACCGCGUACCGUUUUCGAUGUACCAGAGUACCAGGAGUAUGGCCCGGUAACCGAGGGUGGGCUCCGUUAUUGGGCGCACUGGGAGAGGGGGAGCAAGUCUGCAUCGCUACUAAAGGUGUACAUCCUUUUGCUGAAAAGACUCACUCGUUUUGUCCUAUUGGAAGAUUUGCCUGUUCACCGUGCUUAUAUAUGGCUGGGGGAGAAUAUAGGCAGCUGGGGCCCCGCGAUAGCCAUUGGAGUGUGGAGGCCCGCGCAUCCUCUUGACGGGCCCCAGGGCCUCGGAUUGGCAUUGGACUGGGACGAAUGUCACGAGCCAGUGCAGCGAUGCCCAACACAAGAGGCCAUCAGCUCCUUGGAGUGCUCCAGACAGCUGCAGAGCCCGGCUGCCACUGAUGCCACUGGCGCUUAUGCUAGUGCCAGUAUCAAGGGAGCGUCUAGCGUCCUGACUGAUGGCUGA